This is a messenger RNA of Microcebus murinus (gray mouse lemur), 5387 nucleotides long. NCBI's taxonomy places the organism in Eukaryota, Metazoa, Chordata, Mammalia, Primates, Cheirogaleidae. The record is from RefSeq and is a predicted model, not a curated record.
UUAGUAAAACCGAACCUGACAUCACCACUUAGCAGUUCAUGCAGCUAACAAGUGGUUUGUUCUUAGGGCAACAGAGGAGGAAAUUGCUCCUGGUCCGAUAAGACAACAGUGAAGAAAGGACGCAUGGUGUUUCUUAAGGGCACGGCUAGUUUCCAGAUAUGACCAUGUAUUUGUGGCUUAAACUUCUGGCCUUUGGCUUUGCCUUCCUGGACACAGAAAUGUUUGUUGCAGGGCAAACCUCACCUAAUCCCAUUAUUGGACUGAACACAACUGAGAAGCCCAGUGCUCUGUCUCCAAGUGGCCCCUUACCUGCUCGCACCACUACACUCUCACCUGCAAGCAUCUCUGAAAGAGACAAUGACUCCUCAGAGCCCACUCCUCCUCCUAGUCCAGGAGAUACUUCAACCCAUGUAUCCCCGGACCCUUUGGAUAAGCCUAGUGCUCUUGCUAUGACAGGUGCCACACCUGCACAGACGCCUCACCUGCCCACGCACGCAGACUCGCAGGCGCCCCCUGGCGGAGCUGACACGCAGACAGGCAGCCCGGCUGCCCUCACCGCACUCACCCCUGCCCCCGGCGGGAAUGACACCACCCCAGGUGUCUCAGGAGAGAGGAGCACAGCCGGCACCUUCCCGGAAGCCACAACUUUGCCACCCGUAGCCGCCCCCAGCCCUGCACUCGACAGCUCUGCUGCCUCACCUGCACGCACCUCCAACACCUCCUCAGAUGCCCAGCUUCUCUCCACCGCAUCCUCCACUCUGAGCCCUGCAGCGGGCACUGGCCUUGCAACCACAGCCAUAGCUACUACUACACCUAAGCCGUCCUGUGAGGAAAAAUACGCAAGCAUCCCUGUGGAUUACUUGUACAACAACGAAACUAAACGUUUUAGUGCAAAGCUAAAUGUUAGUAGUGAUGAAGUGAAAUGUGAGCCUGAUUGUGCAAACAAGGAGUUUUCUAACCUAGAAGAAUGUAGUACCACCAGUGUUAAUAUAAGUGAUGACUCAUGUGCCCCACCUAAAGUGUUAGAAUUAUAUGUACCACCAGAGCCUGAAAAGUUUGAAUUAGUUGAUUGUACGCAGCCGGAAAAAGCAGAUACUACUAUUUGUUUAAAAUGGGACAUAACUGAAAACUUUAAUUGUGAUCUAAAUAAUAUUACAUAUAAAUUUAAAUGUGGCAAUUACACACAUUCUGGUCCACAAUGGGAUUUAUCAGGCCUUCAACCCAACCAUACUUUUAGUUGUGAUGCAGAAAUAUUUUAUAAUAACCAUUGGAAUAUUACAAAAAAAACUACUGUUAAAACAGAUCUUGGGGCUCCAAACGAGCCUCGGAAUCUCACCUGUGAUCCUGUAAGUGGUCACAAAAGCAGGGUUACCUGGAGUCCCCCUGAGGGUGUGUUUCAUCAUUUUACUCUUUGCUAUCGGAACAAGACAGAAAGAUGCUUCAAUCUGGAUGAUACCGAGAACAUACAUUAUUUGCAAGAUUUGAAACCAUACACACAAUAUCAUGUGUCAUUAAAUGCCUACAACAAGGCAAAAGUGCAACGCAAUGGGACUGCUGUCACCUGUGAAUUUCGAACAAAGACAUCACACCCGGGCCAAGUGCAGAAGGUGACUGUCAGCCAGACUUCAGACAACAGCAUGCGGGUCAUGUGCAAGGCUCCCCUUGACCUGAACGGUCCCCUCGAACGUUAUCAUUUGGAAGUCAGAGCUGGAGCUGCUUCGCUUCAUAAUUAUGAACAAGGUGCCUGCGACUUCGAUGUACAAGAUCUUCACUAUUCAACAGACUAUGAGUUUAGGAUCCAUUUUAACAAUGGGGACUUUAAUGGAGAUCCAAUUGUUGUUCACAGGGCAACCUCCUAUAAUUCUAAAGCACUGAUAGCAUUCCUGGCAUUUCUGAUUGUUGUGACAUCAAUAGCCCUGAUUGUUGUUCUCUAUAAAAUCUAUGAUCUGCAUAAGAGAAGAUCCUGCAGUUUAGAUGACCAAUAUGAACUUGUUGAAAGGGAGGAUGAAAAACAACUGAUGAAUGUGGAUCCAAUCCAUGCAGAUGUUUUGUUGGAAACUUACAAAAGAAAGAUUGCUGAUGAAGGGAGACUCUUUCUGGCUGAAUUUCAGAGCAUUCCACGUGUGUUUAGCAAGUUUCCUAUCAAAGAUGCCCGAAAGCCCUUUAACCAGAACAAAAACCGUUACGUUGACAUCCUUCCUUAUGACUAUAACCGUGUUGAGCUGUCUGAGAUAAACGGAGACGCGGGGUCCAACUACAUAAAUGCCAGCUAUAUUGAUGGCUUCAAAGAACCCAGGAAGUACAUUGCUGCACAAGGUCCCAGGGAUGAAACUGUGGACGAUUUCUGGAGGAUGAUCUGGGAACAGAAAGCCACGGUGAUUGUCAUGGUUACUCGAUGUGAAGAAGGAAACAGGAACAAGUGUGCAGAGUACUGGCCAUCCAUGGAAGAGGACACUCGGGCUUUCGGAGAUGUCAUCGUGAAGAUCGAGGAGCACAAACGGUGUCCUGAUUACAUCAUUCAAAAACUGAACAUCACACACAAAAAAGAAAAAGCAAGUGGAAGAGAGGUGACUCACAUUCAGUUCACCAGCUGGCCGGACCACGGGGUGCCUGAAGACCCUCACCUGCUACUCAAGCUGAGAAGGAGGGUGAACGCUUUCAGCAACUUCUUCAGCGGCCCUGUGGUCGUGCACUGCAGUGCGGGCGUUGGGCGCACAGGCACCUACAUUGGCAUCGACGCCAUGCUGGAGGGCCUGGAGGCUGAGAACAAAGUGGACGUCUACGGUUAUGUGGUCAAACUGAGGCAGCAGAGGUGCCUGAUGGUUCAAGUGGAGGCACAGUACAUCUUGAUCCAUCAAGCCUUAGUGGAAUACAAUCAGUUUGGAGAAACAGAAGUGAGCUUGUCUGAAUUACAUCCAUAUCUACUUAACAUGAAGAAAAGAGAUCCACCCAGUGAACCAUCUCCAGUAGAAGCUGAAUUCCAGAGACUUCCUUCAUACAGGAGCUGGAGGGCGCAGCACAUUGGAAAUCAAGAAGAAAACAAAAGCAAAAACAGGAAUUCGAAUGUCAUCCCUUACGACUUUAACAGGGUGCCCCUGAAACACGAACUGGAGAUGAGCAAGGAGAGUGAGCAGGACUCAGAAGAAUCCUCUGAUGAGGACAGUGACGCAGAAGAGACCAGCAAGUACAUCAACGCUUCCUUUAUCAUGAGCUACUGGAAGCCGGAAGUGAUGAUCGCCGCUCAGGGGCCGCUCAAAGAAACCGUCAGUGACUUCUGGCAGAUGAUCUUCCAAAGGAAAGUCAGAGUGAUUGUCAUGCUGACAGAGCUGAUGCAGGGAGACCAGGAACUCUGUGCUCAGUACUGGGGCGAAGGAAAGCAAACAUAUGGAGAUAUAGAAGUCGACCUUAAAGACACAAACAAAUCUUCAGCUUAUACCGUCCGUGUCUUUGAACUGAGACAUUCCAAGAGAAAAGAUCCGCGCACUGUGCACCAGUACCAAUAUACUAAGUGGAACAUGGAACAGCUUCCUACGGAACCCAAAGAAUUAAUCUCUAUGAUUCAGACCCUCAAGCAAAAGCUUCCCAAGAAGAAUUCCUCUGAAGGGAGCAAGUAUCACAAGAGCGCACCGCUCCUCAUUCACUGCAGAGAUGGAUCUCAGCAAACAGGAAUAUUCUGUGCUUUGCUAAAUCUCUUGGAAAGCGCAGAGACAGAAGAGGUGGUGGAUGUUUUUCAAGUAGUAAAAUCUCUACGCAAAGCAAGGCCGGGAAUGGUCUCCACGUUUGAGCAAUACCAGUUCCUGUACGACGCCAUCGCCAGCACCUACCCCGCCCAGAAUGGACAAGUGAAGAGAGACAACAGGCGAGAGGAUAAAAUCGAGUUUGACAACGAGGUGGACAAGGUGCAGCAGGAGGCCAACUGCGUGAGUCCGCCCGGCGCCCCGGAGAAGGCCCACGGAGGAAACCAGGAGGCCGAAGGCUCCGCACCCACAGGCGGCCCUGAGGGGCCGGAACAUUCCGCCAACGGCCCCGCGAGUCCAGCCUUAGCUCAGAGUGCGCAGGACGACACAUAAAUGUGGGGCAUCUCAACACCUUACGUUUUCUGUUAUUUCUAUUUUUCUAGAAGCAGGAAGGGGAAAAUACAUAUACAUUGGAAUAUUCACGAAAUUUGUAGGAAGUCUCUGUUUUAUUACUGUGGGAACAUAUUUAAGAUAGUUCUGUCGAAACGGUUUGUACAGUCCUGUGCUAAAUUUUAAAAUUUUAUCUAUCAUUUGGCAAAAACAACUUUGUAGUCUUUGUGUGUGUGUGUGUGUGUGUGUGUGUGCGUGUGAGAGAGAAAGAGACUACUUUUACGUGAAUCUAAAUCCUCUUGCUAAACUUUGCCUUUUUGUGUUUGUAAAGAAAAAAACACAUUUUCUAUGGGGAGUGUUAAUUUAGCUAUAAGCAGCUAUUUUUUAGAUCAAACUGUGUAUUGAGCUUUUUGCGAGAAUGGAAACAUGUACAUUUCUAGAAUGACCUCAAGAUGGCCUCCUUGUUCUAUUCAUAUAUAUCUUGCUUGUAGUUCACUAUUUUACUUCUAGAGAGAGUAUGUAAAAGUGGUGUGCAUUUGUGCAUACCUACUGCAAGAAAGUUAACUAAAUUGACAUUUGGAAAUCUUACACUCCAAAUAUCAGCAUUUAGUCCAAUUAUCUUUUUAAGUGUAUUUAAUCUAAUUUAAAGAUUUCACGUGAAACUUCAUGGAGUCUUUGUGGUUUACAAUUUUGCAAUGUGGAUUAUUCUCUGUAUUUUGCAGUAUGGAUUAUUCUUUGAAACUCAUUGCUUGAUACUUUUGACCAAAACUUAUGUGUGUUACAGUUGAACUUAAAUAAACAUAUUUAAAAUAAACAAUGGCAAUAUAGAUUAAAAUCCACUAUAUAAAAAUAGAAGCAUACAGAUGUAUUUGUGUUAAAUAUUUACACAUAAAACCAAUAUAGCUAUUUGUAUGGACUUCAACAUUGAUAUGAGAGAGAAAUAUGCAUAUUUUUUCCAUGUUAAAGUCCAUCAUUAACUUUCAUUGCAGAGCAUUUACUUUGAAUUUCUUUGAUUGCUUAGACGGCUUUUCCUGGAAAUUGAUACCAAUAAUCACAAUAAAAUUCAAUUAUCUUUGCUUGUUUAUAAUAUAGUGUGUUACAUGUUCAUAUAUGAAAUAUGUAUGUAUGUACCUAUUAAAAUAUAGGUUUAAUGCAACUAAUAACACACUUUCACAGGUCCCAGUUAUUUUUAAAGGCCCAUAGUCUAAUAUUGUUUAGGAUCUAGAAUAAAACUCAAGAAUAGUGGUAUUUUCCAAGCAGUAAUAGAAACAACUCCUUUUGGUAAAUUCCGUAUCAGCUUAUUACAUUGGUCACGCACUA